Girardinichthys multiradiatus is the source of this 2404-nucleotide messenger RNA. RefSeq names its product solute carrier family 22 member 5 (gene slc22a5). Gene Ontology annotation, biological process: transmembrane transport. Gene Ontology annotation, molecular function: transmembrane transporter activity. The transcript has 10 exons. Bases 487 to 2169 code for a protein of 560 amino acids. Lineage: Eukaryota; Metazoa; Chordata; Actinopteri; Cyprinodontiformes; Goodeidae. Gene Ontology annotation, cellular component: membrane. The record is from RefSeq and is a predicted model, not a curated record.
UGUUUUAACACAAUUCAACAGGAGUCUUAACACUACUUAGCGAUAUUUAGAGUACAGUCAUGUGGCCUUCUUGGGAGUAUUUAAAAGUGAGGAAUGCUGUUUAGAGAAAAUACCACAGCAGGAACCUUUUCACAGUAGUGUGGGGAGCUGGGUACGUACAGUAGAAUGGGUACUACGAGGCUUUAGAUUAUUUUACUUGCAGCAAAACAAAUCACUUAGUGAGGGUCUUAGUGGUUCAACUAGCCUUUAAGAGGUUUUCAAUUUGGGAUGGAAACUUGAUCUCUGCACAACUGGUUUAAUACUCUCACAGGACUUGGAAAUGGAAAUUUUUCAAUUCUGACUCCAGCCCACCAAAGGGACCAGUCCAUUCUACCCCACAGAGAGCUCACCCCUAUAACUCCUGCAUUAAGCUGAAGACUUGAAGAGGGACACCACAUUUCACUCUCUAAAAGAAGAAGAGAGGUUGUUUUAUUCAAAGGGGGGGAAAUGGGAGACUAUGAUGAAGAGACUGCGUUUCUUGGACAAAUGGGUCCUUACUUCUGGGUCACAUUCUUCCUCUUGAACACAGUUUUUGUGUCAACUGGAUUCAAUGGACUUUACAUCAUCUUUGCAGGAGCAGCUCCAAAGCACAGUUGUCUCAUUCCAGAAAUCAACCUGACGGAGGAGUGGAGAAAUGCCAUCAUUCCUUUCACAACGGUGGGUGGAGAAGAAGUUCAGAGCCAGUGCAGCAGAUAUACUCUGGCUGUGGUUAAAAAUCUUUCUGACGAGGGUUAUAUUCCUGAAAGGGAUGUUAAUCUCACAAAUCUGUCACAAGAAAGAUGUUUAGAUGGAUGGAACUACAGCAAAGACAUCUACCAGUCCACAAUAGUCACUGAGUGGAACCUUGUCUGUGACAACCAAUGGAAAGUUCCAUUUGCAUCCUCAACCCUCUUUGUGGGAUACCUUUUUGGGUCCCUGAUCUCAGGACAGCUUUCUGACAGGUUUGGGAGAAAAAAAGUUGUUUUCAUGUCUCUUGGGGCUCAGUCUCUCUCUGUUCUGCUUCAAUCAUUCUCUCAGUCUUGGAAAAUUUUCUGUGUCAUGUUCCUCUUUGUUGGAGCUUCUCAGAUAUCCAUCUACAUUUCUGCAUUUGUACUGGGUACAGAGUUGUUGAGUAAAACCAUGCGAGUUCUCUUUACAACUCUCGGGGCCUUCCUUUUUUACUGCAUCGGUUACAUGACACUUCCUUGGAUUGCAUAUGGCAUCAGAGACUGGAGAACUCUGUUAGCAGUUCUGUCAGCAACCUCUGUGGUUUACAUCCCUUUGUGGUGGUUCAUCCCAGAGUCGCCUCGGUGGCUGAUCACUCAGGGAAGAGUGACGGAGGCAGAGUUGAUUGUGAGAGAUGCUGCAAGAAAAAACAAAGUGCAGACACCGUCAGUAAUCUUUAAAGAAUCUGAGGUUGAGGAAAUUCUUCCUGGGAAGAAAUACACCAUGAUCGAUGUCCUGAAGUCCAGUAAACUCAGAUGCAUCACACUGAUGUGUCUCCUUUUGUGGAUGGCAAUAAACAUUGGGUAUUUUGGCUUAUCCCUGAACACAUCUAACCUGAGUGGCAACCCUUUUAUGAAUUGUUUUUUAUCAGCUAUCACUGAAGUACCCGCCUACAUUGUUUCUACUUGUCUGCUGAGGAAAUGUCCACGUAGAGCAAUUCUGUCAACAUUCCUCAUUAUCGGAGGAGGCGUUCUUCUGCUCAUCCAGUUUAUCCCUGACACGCUCCAUUAUCUUGCUCUGGCACUGGAAAUGAUUGGGAAGUUUGGCUUCACCAUGGCCUUCACCAUUGUUUACAUCUAUACUGCUGAGAUCUACCCCACUGUACUUAGGAAUGUUGGGAUGGGAAUGUGCUCCUCAGCUGCCCGAAUCGGCAGUAUCACAGCUCCUUACGUCAUCUACUUAGGUACAUAUAAUAAGGUUCUACCUUACAUUUUAAUGGGAAGUUUCACCAUAGCCUCUUCUGUGGUUAACCUCUUCCUUCCGGAGACCUUCAACAAAGAUCUCCCAGAAACAGUGGAGCAGAUGCAGGAAUGCCAGGGGUUCUGUGGAGGGUCCACAAAGAGGAAAUAUUUUCAAAAUGGAGCAUCACGUAAACGACCAGUUCUGCAAAAAGAAAAAUCUGAAGUGCAAACGCUCAGCCUUUAGAUUUUUAGCAUUGUAACGAAGGAACUUUUUCUUUCCUGAUUUCUCAACAAAAAACAGGUGAAAUGUAUAAAUCAACCCUGCAAAAUGCCCAGUGGGGAUCCAAAAAACCAUAAACAAAACCAAAUAUUGUGUUUUGGUUUUUUUUUGUUUUGGCCUAGUUGAUGUUUAUGAAUUAAAACAUUUUCUAGAAAUGUCACAAAAUAAUAAUUGAAUAAAAUGUUUGUAUCCACUUGCA